Molecule: messenger RNA, 1899 nt
Organism: Ipomoea nil (Japanese morning glory)
Lineage: Eukaryota; Viridiplantae; Streptophyta; Magnoliopsida; Solanales; Convolvulaceae
Exons: 4
Coding region: 1-1899 (632 amino acids)
Molecular function (GO): nucleic acid binding; RNA-DNA hybrid ribonuclease activity
Source: RefSeq, a predicted model, not a curated record
AUGGCAAAAAUGCUGGCUAACAGAAUGAAGCCGUUAAUGGAGGAUGUAAUAUCUGAGUCACAAAGUGCUUUUAUCCCGGAUAGGCUAAUUACGGAUAAUAUACUUUUAGCUGCGGAAGUGGGGCAUUUUUUGAACAGGAAACAGUGUGGAGUGGGGGGAUGGAGUGCUCUCAAAUUGGACAUGGCAAAGGCAUAUGAUUGUGUAGAAUGGUCAUUCCUUCGUAAAAUGAUGCUGGCUUUGGGCUUUCAUGGUGGCUGGGUGGAAUUGAUUAUGAAGUGUGUGACAUCAGUUUCAUACAAUAUUCAGGCCAAUGUGGAGGAAGCAAAUGAAAUUAAAAGGUGCCUAUCUGUGUACGAGGAUCUAUCUGGGCAGGCGGUUAAUUAUCACAAGUCAAGUAUAUGCUAUAGUAGAAAUACAAGUAGUGUUGACAGGAACAAUGUGGCUCAGAUUUUGGGAGUGACGCAGGCCCCGAAUUUUGGCAAGCAAAGGAUUGGCUCAUGGAAUAAGAAACUGUUGUCGCAGGCAGGUAAGGAGAUUUUAUUGAAAACUGUGGCACAAUCUAUGCCCACGUUUUCAAUGAGUGUUUUCUUGUUACCCAUAUCAGUGUGUACGACGGUGGAAAGAACUAUGAAUCGGUAUUGGUGGGAUUCUGGAACUGACAGACGAAUACAUUGGAAGGCAUGGGACAAGUUGUGUGUCCCUAAGAAGUAUGGGGGUUUGGGGUUCAAGGAUCUGUGUGCGUUUAAUUUAGCAAUGCUGGGAAAACAGGCAUGGCGAAUGUUGACUAAACCUGAAUCUCUAGUGGCACGGGUGUAUAAGGCUCGUUAUUUCCCGAAAGGAACGUUCUUUGAUGCACAAAUGGGAAAUAAUCCCAGCUUCUACUGGCGAAGCAUCAUGGCAGCAAAGAGUAUAGUUUGUGGUGGGGUCAGGCGCAGAAUUGGUAACAGGGAGACUACACUUAUAUGGACCUACCCGUGGUUACAGGAUGAGAAUGACCCUAUGAUACAAACGGAAAUGCCAGUACAGUUGCAGGAAGCCAGAGUGGCAGGGUUGAUUGAUCAACAGACGGGUACUUGGGAUCCCUCAAUCUUAACAGAUUUAUUUCAACCUGAUGAUGUGGCAAAUAUUAUGAGAAUACCCAUCUCCCCGGAUUAUGAUGAUGCCUGGUACUGGCAUGGGGACCCAAGAGACUCUGAUGGGAUGUUAUAUGCAACAGCAAUUCUUUACAAUAUAUGGAGAGCAAGGAACCUGGCGGUUUGGGAGGCGACGUUACCGCGCCCGGAGACUGUGCUAAAAGCCGCCGCUGCCGCCAAGCUAGCGUGGACACGGGCACAUCCACUGCCCAUGACCCGUGCCGCCCAGCUGCUACCCGAGCCGGCCCUGCUGCAGGAGGAUGCCGAACUGCAUGGCAGCGAAGCCUAUGCUGCCGAACCGUCACAUGGACUGCCGAUGAGAAUUUGUCGAGUGGAUGGGGGUUUUAUGCAAGAAACAAGUCGUGCUGCGGUUGGGGCAGUCCUACUCGACACGGAUGGGGGUUAUGUCUCGGCGUACACCGCACCACUCCGGAAUUGCUCCUCACCACUUAUGGCUGAGGCGCUGGCAUGUAAAGAAGCUCUAUCGUGGUUGAAGGAUCGGGGAGAACAGAAUGUUGAGAUAUACACAGAUUGUUUGACACUGCACCACUAUCUUACUACACCAACCGUUGGGUUGCGUACGUAUCUAGGCUAUGCCAUUGAUAGUUGCAGACGUAUUGCAUCUUUGUUUCAGUCUUGUUCGUUUUGUUUUAGUCCUAGAUUAGACAAUUAUCUAGCUCAUGCUUUAGCUACUACGGCUUAUCAACAGUCCGUUCCUAUGUACUGGGAUUUACUCCCACCUGAUAUUAUUUCGGCCUAUUUUUAA